Molecule: messenger RNA, 4581 nt
Organism: Peronospora farinosa
Lineage: Eukaryota; Oomycota; Peronosporomycetes; Peronosporales; Peronosporaceae
Source: the annotation of a GenBank genome assembly
AUGUUUGGACGUUUUUUCAAGAACAAGGAAGACGGCAAGGGCGGUCCCCCUGUCCAUCAACGCCAGGGCGGCCCAAACGGUAGCGCUGAUGAGCAUCCCGUCGGUGGAGGCUUUUUUAACCUCCCGCCUCCAGCUUCCAAGCCUUAUGGCGGUCAAAAUGCUGCCGGAUUAAGUGUCCCCAGUACCUCUGUGUGUGGAGAAGGUCCCUCUCUAGGAGGAGGGUAUCCACCACAACCAGCCUAUGGCAGUGCUAAUGCUCCAGUGGACAAUAAUUCUAUAAAUGGAGAAGGUCCAUCAGGUGGUGGCAUGGACAUGUUUGGUGGCAUGUCAGUAAAAGCUCCUCCUGCUGCUACUGGCAACAAUGGAAAGGGAAGAUAUAAGUCUCCAAUUCAGCAGCAACAGUAUGGAGGUGGUUAUGCUGGAACUCCGCAGCCAAUUGCUACUACUAUGCAGCCUCCCAAGGCAAAUGGCAGUUUAUUUAGUGGUCUAGAAGUUGCUACGGUACCUGCAGCUCAUGAUGAUGGAAGUAAUCAAACGAUGUUGACAAUACUCUCGAACGAGUGUAACGAGCAGUACUGGCACGACAACGUCGCGGUCGAGCUCGAAGGGUGUAAAGAAAAAAAGAAGAAAACGUUUCGCCCGGGUUUUGGACGACAGCUUUCGGAUGAAUCGGCGGCAGCACUGCAGCGCGGUGACUUGAAGGAAGAUGAUAUCAUUUAUCAGCGGGAAGGACGUUUAAUGUCAGAUCGAUCGGAUAGCUCGCGAAGUUCGCGCAGUGUCCCAGGCCCCACGGAUUUAGCUCAUUUGUUACCUCCGGUAAAAUCUGGGUCAGUUUUGCAAGGGCUAACGGUUCAUAAGGGAAGCGUACCUUCCGGCGGUGGUGGUGUUCUCGCUGGUCUUACUGUUCACAAGUCGGCCUCACCCUCGCCUUCGCCAGCGAAGGUUGUGAGACGUGCUGAAUCGGAUUCAGAUGGAAAUGGUGUGCUAUCGGGGCUGAGUAUUCACAUGGCGCCAAGUAUCACUGAUGACGAUGUAUAUGAAUCCGUGAAUGAUACUCCCGUGACAACACCUGCCCCCGAGAUGUACAAAGAGCCGUAUUCUCUAGUGCCAGCAGCCCCUCCUACUCCGGAGGAGCGUCUGUUUAAUACUUUGCGUGACUUUCAUGAGAGUGCUGUCAGUUUUCGCCAGUUCACGGUAAAACAAAAUGAGGAGGAGAAUCGGUUGAUGGAACGCAAGGCGCAACUCGCAUACCAGUUGACGCAGUACGAAAUGGAUUUGCGUGACGUUGAGGCGCAGCAGCACCACGCAUGCGAAGUCGAAGAUUUCGAGAAAGCUGAUGCGCUGAAUGCUACUAUUAACAGCGUGCGGCAUUGCAUCACGCUGACUGAAAGCGACGUCCGAAAAUUGGACAGCGAGCUUGUAGCCUUUGUGAAGACAAAGGAGAAAGCGUUUGCGAACCAGCUGAGAAGCACACGCGGUACUCUACGCGAGCUUGAAAAGUUUCGUGAGGACCAGGAAUCCGAGCGGACGGUCGCGCGCAAUGAGUACAAAUUAUACGAGGCGAAUCAAACAGAGCAGCUGCAGUUUGAAGCUGAACGAAUUGAUGCCGAAAUGCAUCACGUGUCCGUAAGCCUGGAAAAUGUCAUUUCUGAAAAGUCGGAAAUUGAGGCAACUAUUGAGGGUCAAUGCAGCUCUGAGUUUGCUGUUCAGGCGCAAUUGAUUGAGGAAAAGCAGGCUGUAGAAGAAGAAGUCCGCGAGCUCGAGCGUAGAUUAAAGGAAAAGCAGGAUCGGAUUCGAAAAAUCCAGACGUCAAUCGACACUGCUCAACGUGAUAUUAACACUGUUCGCAAACGGUAUUCUCGCCAGCUAAAGCGCAUUGCUGAUCGCGAGGACGGAAUUAAAAAAACUAAGGCUGAAGUAGAAUCAGACGGCAAGCAUCUUGAGCAGCAGCGCCAUGAGUUUGAAGACAAACUGAAACGAUAUGUGGAAGACAUUUCAAUUAUCGGCAAGCGUAUCGGCGCUGUAAAGAAGGAAAUGCGUGCUGCGUCGCUGCUGGCGAACGUGUUAGAAGCGCAAGAGACACGCCGCGAGCAGUCCCUGAUUCGCAAAAAGCAACAAACAGCGGAGCUUAGUUCGCUCAACGAUGCCACGGCGGUUGCUGAACAAAGCUUUACGAUGCUGAGCAAGCAGCAUGAAGAGCUUGAGAAAUCUCUGUCGAUUCAUCGGAAUGCCAUUGCGUCGGCAGAAGCAAUGAUUCCCCGUUUGGAGCAGGAAAAGAAGACAGCUGCUGCGCAGCGUAACUUUAAGGAAGCAGCUCGCAUUUCCAAGGAUAUUAAAGCACUGGAAAAGGAUCGCUCAACAGCUGAGGAGAUGGUAGAAGUAGUCGAAUUGGAACUCCAAGACUUGGAGGAGCGUAUCCAUAAGCGUGAUGUGGAGUUUAAGGAGAAGAAGAAGGAGUUAAAGGAGAUGGAAAAGCACCUGGACCUAGCUACAUUGCAAGAGUUGUGGAAAGAGGCAAAGCAUUUGCGAACAGCUUUGCGGAAGAUUAAGAAAUGCAAGAGUGAGGGAGACGCUGCAAAUGGUGGCAUCAAUUUUCGGUCAUCUGCAAUACUUUUGGUCCAGGCCGAGUACGAUGCGUGUAUUCUUCAAGUUGGGACACUUGAAAAGAAGUAUGACGUAGUCGGUCCCAUUGAGGAUGAAGAAGACGAGGAUGAUGAUGAUGACGAUGAAUCAAUUGAUGACGAGAAGGAAAGCAGGGAGGAUGUGUCACUUUCGCGCUCUAGUUUGGCUGGAAAGACGACUGACAUGGAAGGAUCGAAUGUUGACAUUGAUGCUACUGAGGAUAGUAGUUCCGUUUUAGAGGAGAUUACUGCACAACUACUCGAGCUCGAGUCUCAGAUUGAAAAGGCAACGGACAGUGAGGAGUACGAGUUGGCCGCUAGGAUCGACGAGAGGAUUGAAACCUUGAAGCAGCGACAACAGACAAUCGAAGCUUCGAUGCCACAGGAAGCUUUCGAUGAUGUGCGUGAGAAUGAGUCCUCGGAGGAUGCUGUGGAAGAAUCAAAUAGCAGCGAGUACUUUGCUGAGGAAGAAGCUGAAGCUGAUGAGGAGUACGCUCACGAAGAAAUGGUUAGUCCUGUGAAUGUAGGGCGAAGACAUAAUGAGCUGACGCAGUCCUUGAGAAAAAGAAUUCAGCUGGGUGUUGUGAUGCCUGUAGAACAGACAAACAAGGGCUAUGAUACCGCCACAAGCUACGAUGAGGAACUGCAGCCAUUGCAAGAAAAGGAGAAGCCUAUUCGUGCUCAAGAUGACCUUUCUGUCGAAAGUAGUGGUGUGACGGCGCCUACCAUGUUUGAAGGACCGGACUCUGAAACUAAAAACUUCAUUUCUAUCGAGGCUGCGGUAAGCGGUGGUUCGCUAAGCUCGCCUCAGGAGGCAUUUGUUGAGUCAACGACGAGUGGAUCUCUUUUUAAGAGGCUACCGAUGAGUAGCGGUCCAGACGUCAUAUCUCAGAGCUUAAUGGAGGUCCCGACAACGGAUCCGGACCUUAAAAUGGAGGAUGAAGCUCAUGAACACGAAGAAGUUGCGGCUAUCGCAAAAUUUGAAAUUGUUUCCCCUACGUCCUCCGAGAUGAAUGAUUCUUUCUUUGGCAAGUCUGAGAUGCUAAAAAAUAGCGCCAGUCUGGUUACGCCAUCAGCAUCGGGAUCCUUGUUUGAAGCUCUGCAUAUGAGUGGCAGCUUUCAGGUUGACACGGCCUCUUUUGCUUCACCUGGGAAGGAUACAGAAGAGAGCAAGGAAGACCCUGAUGUACCUGCUACCGAAAUCGUGGACUUAAGUGCGUCUACUUCAGUCGGCAAUGGAAGCAUGUUUAGCGGACUGCAUCUGAGCUCAAGUGCCGUCAACGUAGGAGCAGGUGCCCGAACGGAGCCUACUGCUGUCUCCAACGAAAACUCUGCUGACAUGUUUAGCGGCUUGAAUUUGUCCAGUAGCUCAGUUGGCGCUGCCUCAUCAGAGCACGCGUCGACGGACGCUUCUACCAAUAUAUUCGGCGGCCUGGAGUUAUCCAGCAGUGCAGCUGGCGCCUCGACCGAGACUUCUGCCGACAUGCUCGGUAGUCUAAGUUUGAGCAGCAGUGCCGUUGCAGCUGCACCAAUUGAGACUGACACGGAUGUAGCAGCGUCAUCUAUGGGUGAAACUGAUUCUUCUGCAAAGAGCGUGGGCGAUGCUCGAAUGUCGAUUCACAAGCUGGUAGUGCUCAGCGAAAAUAACGAUGUGGCUGGGGCUAAUCACGACGCUUCGUUCGAGUCGGACGUCCCCAGUGUGACAUCAGUAAGUAUGCUGAGCGAGAAAUCCGGCACAGAGACAACAAAUUUGUCUACGACGACAGUCGCCAAGGUGUUGGGUGAUGACGACACGACACUAACGGAAACGGAGCAGAUCACGACGGAAUCGGAGCAGGUCACGACGGAAACGAAGCAGGUCUGCGACGGAAACGGAGCAGGUCGCGACGGAAUCGUAAUUGUGUUUGUAUUUACACGUUGCUGUCGCAUCUCAUUGUGGGACCGGAUGCAAGCAUUUUAG